Molecule: messenger RNA, 480 nt
Organism: Penicillium coprophilum
Lineage: Eukaryota; Fungi; Ascomycota; Eurotiomycetes; Eurotiales; Aspergillaceae
Exons: 1
Coding region: 1-480 (159 amino acids)
Source: RefSeq, a predicted model, not a curated record
AUGUUGCGCAGCCCCGUACAAAAACCGUGGGAGUACAUCAGACACCACUCCUCUUGUGCAAUAACAGAGAACAUUGUCAACACUGCUGCGCAGCAGGGAUACUCAGACUGCAACUCCCUGAAGCAGCGGCGGUAUCGACCGCUGAAUCGAGCAGCAACGAGAAGGCUGCUGCGGACACAAGCAGCACAGCGCAGAAGGACACCCAGAGUACGCGACCCUAGCAACAUAACUGGACUUCGGCCAGCCGGGCACCCCGGAGCCUCAACGACACAAUGCCGACAGAGUAACUCUGCUUCAGGAAGCCCUACCGGAGAGACGGCUGCAUCUCAUAUCUCUCAAAGAUCAAGACAGGAUCUAGUGCUCCAGCCGACGGCUACUGCGACCCAGACUACGAAGUCUGCAGAAAGCACUUUGAAAACUCCUACACAGGGGGCGGUAGCACGGAGAAGCACUCACCUCGGAUGCUGGAAAAUUCUUUGA